Haplochromis burtoni (Burton's mouthbrooder) is the source of this 3547-nucleotide messenger RNA. It is a transcript of the gene slc6a22.2, whose product is annotated as solute carrier family 6 member 22, tandem duplicate 2. Bases 204 to 2048 code for a protein of 614 amino acids. Gene Ontology annotation, biological process: sodium ion transmembrane transport. Lineage: Eukaryota; Metazoa; Chordata; Actinopteri; Cichliformes; Cichlidae. The transcript has 15 exons. Gene Ontology annotation, cellular component: membrane. The record is from RefSeq and is a predicted model, not a curated record.
GUGUGUGUGAGUGUUCUCUACUGGUUCCAAAGAAAAGACUGCGUUAGUCUCUAUGGCCACUCCUCACAGAAACUCAUUUUACCAAAGAUACUUUCUAGAAAGAAGCAGGUGUUUUAUUUCAGAAGACGGCUUUUAAAGGGGAAACAGCCUGAGCUGCUCAAGAAGAUAUUGAGAUACACAAACUUAAUUGUUAAAGGGCUGAAAUGGACCAAAAACAGAAAUCCACUGUGAAAAUGAACGUGAUGAACCCUGGGAACAGACUGGAACAUACCCAGCCCAAAGCUCCAGAGAGAGAGCAGUGGGCCAACAAGCUGGAGUUCAUCCUGGCAGUAGCUGGGCACAUUAUUGGGCUGGGGAAUGUCUGGAGGUUUCCAUACCUUUGCUACAAAAACGGAGGAGGGGUUUUCUUCAUUCCUUAUGUUUUAUUUUUGUUCACUUGUGGCAUCCCACUCUUCUUCUUGGAGACAUCUUUGGGUCAGUACACCAGUCAGGGUGGAAUAACAUGUUGGAGAAAAAUCUGUCCACUGUUUGAAGGUUUAGGUUACGGAAGCCAAGUGGUUGUUUUGUACACUGGUAUGUAUUACAUCAUCAUACUGGCUUGGGCAUUUCUCUACCUGUUUUCAUCGUUCAGGGCUGAGCUUCCAUGGGCGAGCUGUCACAACAGUUGGAACACAAAUGGCUGUUUUGAACAUAGUCACAAUCAAACAUUUCCUGUGGACCCAAAUGGAAAGAGUGCGUCUUCAGUUGUUGAAUUCUGGGAGAGGAGAAUCUUGGGCCUGUCUGAUGGAAUAGAUAACAUUGGGAAUAUCCGUUGGGACCUGGCCCUUUGUCUUCUUCUUGCCUGGGUUUUGUGCUAUUUCUGUAUCUGGAAUGGAGUGAAGACUACAGGAAAGGUGGUGUAUUUCACUGCCACAUUUCCAUUUGUGAUGCUGGUGGUGUUGCUGGUUCGUGGCCUCACAUUACCUGGAGCCAAAGAUGGAAUUAUGUUCUACCUCUACCCAGACCCAUCCCGUCUCACUGAUUCUGAGGUAUGGAUGGAUGCGGGCAGCCAAAUUUUCUACUCCUAUGGAGUUUGCACGGGGGUUCUGACCUCAUUGGGAAGCUACAACAAGUACAACAACAACUGCUACAGAGACUGUGUUUACCUGUGCCUGUUAAACAGUUUAACCAGUUUUGUAGCUGGUUUUGCCAUUUUCUCUGUGCUUGGUUUCAUGGCAAAAGAACAAGGCUUGGAUAUAUCGAUGGUAGCUGAAUCAGGACCUGGAUUGGCAUUUAUUGCUUAUCCUCGUGCUGUGGCUUUAAUGCCGGUUCCUCAGCUCUGGGCGAUUUUCUUCUUCAUCAUGGUCAUCUUUCUGGGAUUAGAUAGUGAGUUUGUAUAUCAAGAGGCACUGGUCACAACAAUCUCGGACAUGUAUCCUUCCUUUUUUCAAAACAACUGUCACCGUAAACUCCUUCUUCUUGGAAUUAAUGUCGGAAGCUUCCUUGUAGGCCUUCUGAUGGUGACGGAGGGCGGCCUUUAUAUUUUCCAGCUGUUUGACUACUAUGCCUGCAGUGGGAUGACCCUCCUACUUUUUGCUAUUCUUCAGUCUGUCUGCAUAGGAUGGGUCUAUGGUGGAGAUCGUCAGUACGACAAUACAAAGGACAUGAUUGGAUAUCGACCAUGGCCUUUUAUGAAAUACUGUUGGCAGUACUUCACACCAGCGAUCUGUACUUGCACAUUUCUCUUCUCCCUGAUCAAAUAUACCCCACUCAAAUUCAACAACACCUAUGAAUAUCCCUGGUGGGGAUACGCUAUUGGAGGAUUGUUUACACUCUCCUCAACACUCAUGGUUCCUUUGUGGAUGUUAUAUGCUGUGUGCAUUACUCCAGGAACACUGAGACAGAGACUGAAGCUUCUGUGCACGCCAGCAAAGGACUUGCCUUCUGCAACAUCAAAGAAAGCAUCAAACUAUGAAGCAUUUCAAACUUUCACAGACUUGCACACACUGCGCAAGACAAAAAGUCCAGAUGAUAGAGAUGAACAAAUACAGGGAUCAUAUAUUAUUUAAACUGAACAAAAAAAAAAAAGUUAAAAGUACAACUACAGCAGCGAAGAAUACAUGUCACAUACAGUUAUAUUCUAAGUCCAUUAGGCAAACAACUCUAAACAUCAUCUGGUCAGUGACCAGCUACCAAAACCAGAUGAGAGAGACUCUCUGAGUAAACAUAAUGAUCUUCUGAAACUCUGCCCUGGACUUAUCAUUUCAAGCUGCCCUGUCUUUUUAUUUAGGGUUCCUGUGGGGGAAAAAAAGCUGGAAACACUGCUUAAGGCUGAAAAACAGCCUCUCAAGCAACACUGAUCGAUCACUGGAACCGAUCAUCAAUCAGAUAUGUCUCAGUAAAAGACCUUUUUCUUUGUAGAAGAUAACAGAUUUUUUAAAUGUUUCAUUGUUAAACUGAAAAUGUAGUCUGAACUGUUUGUUGUACAUUUAUAGUACCUUUGUGUAGCUGUUUCAGCGUGUGGUAUUAUUUACUGUGCUCAGUAAGCUCAAGAUGAAGGAAAAAGAGGAAAAACAUAAAAGUUUUGGUGGUAACAAUUCUUAAAUUUUACAUUUGGUUUCUUUUCUUGUAUUCUGACUUCAUUUAUAAAUUCUACUAUGUUAAAUAUUAGAGUGAGGUCAUACUUACUCCAAACACACAUGAUAAAUAAUAAAAAAUAAAUAAAUAGAUGUGUCAAACAUGUAAAAAGAAAAAGCGACAAAAUUUUUGGAGGUGUUAGGUAACACCACUUCACAAUGCGCCUUCUAUUUAGCUGAUAAAACAGAACACACCUGCACUCCUUGAAUACCUGAAACUAAGGGAAAACUGGAACAACAGGUUUUAAUCCAAGACAGUGCAUGCCCACAGCUUUUAUACUGAGUAAAGUGAGAACCAGGGUGCAUUAUGGAAAGGUUGCCAUAACAAGGAUAAAACUGUGUGAGCAACAAUAAAAAUAUACACCUACACACAAUUUAGAAUCACCAAAUGUGCAAGUGUUCGGAUUGUAUGAAGCUUGACUACCUGGAAGAAACCCAUACAGGCACGUGGAGAACAGGCCAAAUCCAGCCGAUUUGGUUCAAACCCAGAACCUUCUUGCGAGCCACCACUGGGCUACUGUUUUCAGAUAACAUGGUGCUGUAAUCACUGCUUUCUCCUUGUUUUUGCCUCAGGAUUCUGGAUUAUUGGAUGUAUCAUCUUAUAUUUUAUUCAAGCUUCACUGAUAAUAACAUACCCUACUAAAAAAUGUUCUCAUAUUGUUACCCCACUGAAUGCUGGAAUGUUGAUGUAUGACUAAGUGUAAGACACCGACACCCUCUUGUGUACCUCCUCAGUUCAUUAUCAGCAAUGAAACCACUGGUAAACUCCAGUGCACAUGAACCAUAAAAGUACCACUGCCAUGUUUGACAGGUCCUGUGUGUGCAAUCGUUUGGAUCAUGAGCAGUUCCAUUUAAAAAAAACAAACAAAAAACACAAUUUCCAUCAAGCUGCUUUUUGCUUUUAUCCGUUCAUAAAAUAAUUAAUUUUAGUU